Anopheles coustani is the source of this 1683-nucleotide messenger RNA. RefSeq names its product protein krueppel. Gene Ontology annotation, biological process: regulation of DNA-templated transcription. The record is from RefSeq and is a predicted model, not a curated record. Lineage: Eukaryota; Metazoa; Arthropoda; Insecta; Diptera; Culicidae. The transcript has 3 exons. Bases 1 to 1683 code for a protein of 560 amino acids. Gene Ontology annotation, molecular function: DNA-binding transcription factor activity, RNA polymerase II-specific; RNA polymerase II cis-regulatory region sequence-specific DNA binding.
AUGGCUUUGUCGCUACUACAGGACGCCCAAACAGCAAGAGGAUUAGUCGCCGUCCGUACGUUGCAAGAUAUGAACCGUGACGAAGAACGUAGCCUUUCCGUGUCACCGCCACUGACCGGACAACGUCAGCAGCAUCAUCUCGGCAUGAACCUCCACCAGCACAGUCCCUCGCUGUACGGAGGGUUCCAUCCAGCCACCGCUUCCGCCAUGGGCAUGCUCGCCCCACAACUGUUAGCCAAUCAGACGGCGGCCGCCCUGAUGGCCGCCGGGCUUCCCAUGUCCCUUCGGGCUUCCCUUGCGACGGGACUUUUCCCACCGCACGCGGCCCUUUUCGGCGCCUGGGCGCCACCGACACCGACGAGCAACAAUAGCAGCCCACCUCCCCCUCAGAGUCCGAUUUCACCCGCGCUCAGCCAUAAGAGCUCGAAGUCGCUCAAGCUCGGCUCGCUGAAUGGUAGCACCCACAACAACAACAACAAUAAUAGUAGUCACAAUAACAACAACCACAUCGUGUCGACGACGUCGGAGAUUUUGCCACGCGAGCAGAAGAAGCAGUCGAAACGGAAGUUGCAGGCCCGCACCAAGGAUCUGCAUCAUCACCACAAUCUGAUGCGAUCGCCGAGUCAUCACCACCAUCACCAUCAUCACCACUCGAUCCCGAUGGACAUUCCGAGCCACGAGACGAUGGUAAGUCCGGGACCGAUCUCUCCCCCGACGUCCGGUUCGUCCCCACAGUCGAAUGGCAGUGUGGAGUUGCCCGCCACGAUCACAACCUCUUCCUCGACGUCUUCCUCGCGCGAUCCCUCCCGCGACAAGGUGUUCACCUGCAAGAUCUGCAACCGAUCGUUCGGCUACAAGCACGUCCUGCAGAACCACGAGCGGACGCAUACGGGCGAGAAGCCGUUCGAGUGCCCCGAGUGUCACAAGCGGUUCACGCGCGAUCAUCAUCUCAAGACGCACAUGCGGCUGCAUACGGGUGAAAAGCCGUACUCCUGCACGCACUGCGACCGGCAGUUUGUACAGGUGGCGAACCUACGGCGCCAUCUACGAGUGCACACGGGCGAGAAACCGUACGAGUGCGAGAUGUGCGAGCAGAAGUUCAGCGACUCCAAUCAGCUGAAAGCGCACAUGCUGAGCCACAACGGGCAGAAGCCGUUCCACUGUGAUAGGUGCAACUCGAGCUACCGGCGGCGGCACCAUCUGCUGCAUCACAAGUGUGGCAUCACCAGCCCACCGACGCCGGCCAUCAGCCCCGCGAUGAGCGGUCUCUACGACCACAAGUCAGCGUGCGGGUCCGACGCGAGCGACAUCUCGAUGGAACUCUCCAAGUCCGACUCCUUGAUGCUGCACCAGAAGUUCCCGGGACUGACGCUGCCACUGAACUUUGGUCCACUCACCUCGUCGCCGUCGGAGCAUGGUUCGUCGGCGAUGGAUCUACGCGCCGGCAGCCGAUCACGAACUCCGCAGCAGAUCGUGCACAUCAAGUCGGAGCUACCGGAGCAGACGGAACCGGAGGACCUCAGCAUGCACUCGCCCCGCUCGCCCGUCUCGAUGGAGGAACUGGACGAGCUGGACGACGCCGCUACGCUCUACCUGAAGCAACGCCAGCAGCAGCGCCAACUCCUUCAACAGCAGCAACAGCAGCAGCAGCAGCAGCUACGCCACUCCGGCAUGGAAUCGUAA